Molecule: messenger RNA, 1160 nt
Organism: Cicer arietinum (chickpea)
Lineage: Eukaryota; Viridiplantae; Streptophyta; Magnoliopsida; Fabales; Fabaceae
Product: zinc finger protein 2
Biological process (GO): negative regulation of abscisic acid-activated signaling pathway
Source: RefSeq, a predicted model, not a curated record
CACUUAUAUUAGACUACUUAAUAGUUAAUUAUAUGUAGUAUUAUUAUUGAAUAAAAAAGUUUGAUCGAUCGACCGACAAAGGAUCCAAACUCUGCCAUUAAUGAAGGCGACAACUUCUUCGGAUCUCCACUGAUCUUGCAGAUAUAUGUCCCUCCUUCCUUCUUUUUUAAUUUCUGUCUUCAAUGAACAAUGAACAAUGAACCUUUCUUAUACUCUUCACACACUACUCAAUAUAUAUAACUACACUUUCAGUUUCAACCACUACAACUAGUAAUCUCUUUCUUAAUAGCCAUGAAUAAUUUCCACCAUAAUAAUUACAAUAUUAAUACUUCUCUUCACUUAAUUAACCAACAAGCAGAUGAGGAGAAUCAUCUAAAUCUAGAUCUUCUCCUUGAACCAUCUUCUUCAUCCUCUUCAUCUUCACCUAUUAGUUCCAUGGAACAAAGUACUCCAAGGGUAUUCUCAUGCAACUAUUGUCAGAGAAAGUUUUACAGUUCUCAAGCACUAGGAGGACACCAAAAUGCUCACAAACUUGAAAGAACACUUGCAAAGAAGAGCAGAGAGAUUAGUUCAGCCAUGCAAUCUUAUUCUUAUGUUGAGCCUGCAGAACAAAGAUCAAAUUUCAGUUCUUCUUCACAGUACCAUGCUCAUCUUCAAAACUAUGGACAUGGUGGAAGAAAAGAGUUCAGUUAUGGAAAUUCUAGUAAUUCUGAACAUGUUCAGGAAGAUAUUAGCCAACUUGACUUGUCUCUAAGGCUUUGAAAUUUAUUUGAAUGAAACAAUUAAUGCAUCCCCGAGUUUUAUUAUAUAUAAGAUAAUUUGAAGAGAUUAAUGGAUGAUUCUUCUGGCAACAAUUAUUUGAAGUGUUACUUUUUAGAAGAUCAGGAUCUGCCACUGUGCCAGUUUUUCCUAAGAAGGUAAAGGAAUCUGAGUUCUAGGUUACAUAUAUAGGUUACUGUGUUCAAGACUGUUUCUAUCUUUAUGGUUUUUCUUUUUAUGUUUUUGUAGUGUAAGCAUGGCAGAAUAUUUAUGUUAUUGAAAUCUGAUAUGUUUUUUAAGAGAUAAUUAGUUUCUGAUAAAAUAAUUGUACAGCAGGUACAGUAAGUUUGUAACUCUAAUUAUGAUCAAAUAUCAAGUUAUCUUGUUGGAUUUAAAUGUCA